Molecule: messenger RNA, 3698 nt
Organism: Physeter macrocephalus (sperm whale)
Lineage: Eukaryota; Metazoa; Chordata; Mammalia; Artiodactyla; Physeteridae
Gene: NUF2
Product: NUF2 component of NDC80 kinetochore complex
Exons: 15
Coding region: 273-1667 (464 amino acids)
Biological process (GO): attachment of mitotic spindle microtubules to kinetochore; meiotic chromosome segregation; kinetochore organization
Cellular component (GO): kinetochore; Ndc80 complex
Molecular function (GO): protein-containing complex binding
Source: RefSeq, a predicted model, not a curated record
CGCGGACAGAGGACGCGAGACUGAGUGUGCCCUCUCGCUCCGGAGCAGCCGGCCGGAGCCCGGACGCGGAGCCUGGCAGUGUUUUCGUUACGCGCAGGGCUGGGGAGGAGGCUGGAGAAGCCAGCCUGUGGUAGGAUGUUUAGCAACAUGCUGGGCCUGCUACCCACCAGAUUCCAGUAGCGUCCUCACUCUAGUCCUGACAACCAAAAGUGUCUCCAAAGUUGUGAGAACUACUGCUCUAGGAGAACACAGACUAACAGGAGACUCCCAAGAUGGAAACUUUGUCUUUCCCCAGAUAUAAUGUAGCUGAAAUUGUGGUUCAUAUUCGAAACAAAAUCUUAACAGGAGCUGAUGGUAAAAACCUCUCCAAGAAUGAUCUUUCUCCAAAUCCCAAGCCUGAAGUCUUGCAUAUGAUCUACAUGAGAGCUUUACAGAUAGUAUAUGGAAUUCGACUGGAGCAUUUUUACAUGAUGCCAGUGAACUCUGAAGUCAUGUAUCCACAUAUAAUGGAAGGCUUCUUACCAGUCAGCAAUCUGUUUAUUCAUUUGGACUCAUUUCUGCCCAUCUGUCGGGUGAAUGACUUUGAGAUUGCUGAUAUUCUAUAUCCAAAGGCAAAACGGACGAGUCGGUUUUUAAGUGGCAUUAUCAACUUUAUUCACUUCAGAGAAGCAUGCCGUGAGACAUACAUGGAGUUUCUUUGGCAAUAUAAAUCUUCUGUGGACAAAAUGCAGCAGUUAAAUACUGCACACCAGGAGGCAAUAAUGAAAUUGGAGAGACUUGAUUCUGUUCCAGUUGAAGAGCAAGCAGAGUUCAAGCAGCUUUCAGAUGAUAUUCAGGAGCUGCAGCAAUCACUGAAUCAAGAGUUUCGUCAAAAAACGAUAGUGCUGCAAGAGGGAAAUUCACAAAAGAAGUCAGAUAUUUCAGAGAAAACCAAGCGUUUGAAUGAACUAAAAUUGUCAGUGGUUUCUUUGAAAGAAGUACAAGAGAGUUUGAAAACAAAAAUUGUGGAUUCUCCAGAGAAGCUUAAGAAUUAUAAAGAAAAAAUGAAAGAUACAGUCCAGAAGCUUAAGAAUUCCAGACAAGAAGUGAUGGAAAAGUAUGAAAUCUAUCGAGACUCUGUUGACUGCCUGCCUUCAUGUCAGCUGGAGGUGCAGCUAUAUCAAAAGAAAAUACAGGACCUUGCAGAUAAUAGGGAAAAAUUAACCACUAUCUUAAAGGAGAGCUUGAACUUGGAGGACAAAAUUGAGAGUGAUGAGUCAGAACUGAAGAAAUUGAAGACUGAAGAAAACUCCUUUAAAAGACUGAUGAUUGUGAAGAAGGAAAAACUUGCCACAGCACAGUUCAGAAUAAAUAAGAAGCAUGAGGAUGUCAAGCAGUACAAACGCACCGUGAUUGAAGAUUGCAAUAAAGUUCAAGAAAAAAGAGGUGCUGUCUAUGAGCGAGUAACCACAAUUAAUCAAGAAAUCCAAAAAAUUAAAUUUGGAAUUCAACAACUAAAAGAUGCUGCUGAAAGGGAGAAACUGAAGUCUCAGGAAAUAUUUCUCAGCUUGAAAGCUGCUUUGGAGAAAUACCAUGAAGGUAUUGAAAAGGCAACAGAGGACUGUCAUACUAAAAUAGAUGAGAAAACAGCUGAACUGAAGAGAAAGAUGUUCAGAAUGUCAACCUGAUUAACAAAAUUACACAUCUUUUUGUAAAUAGCUUGCCAAUUUUUAAUUUUCGGAAAGGAAUAGUUAAGUUGAAGUUAAUGGAAGUAUCAAAAGUACCAAAUAAUGUUGGCUCAGUUAUUUUUUAUAUACUCUCAUAGGUUAUUAUUUUGUAAGAUAAUGCAUUUAAUGUAGACUUUUAUGAACUUAAACUUAAAAUGGCUUGUGCAGCCAUUCGUGUCUCUACUCUGCUCCUUGUUAAGUGGUGGUUGGAGUAAAACAGAAAUAAUUGCAUUUGAAAUAUAUAAUUUUUCUCUGUUAUUAUCAUGGCUGUUGCUGCUUUGUUUGUUGACAUACAGAGGUAUAGUAUUAUUGAGCCCUGACUUUGCACUAAGCAUUGUGGGAUCUCAUUUGAUCUUCACUCACUCAAGCAACUCUAGGUAGACAUUUUUGUAACUACUUUAUAGAUGAAGUAACUAUGAAGUUCCUGAGCCAAAAUUUGAACUGUGCUCUGUAUGAGACUGAGGUCUGGAAUGUUUCUACUGUACCACACUUUCUAAUGUAACUAUUUAAAAGAGAAAGUAUGAGUGUGGUAGUCUAAUUCUUCACUGGUGCCAUGGCAUUUUUAUGAGGAAAAUAAGUUAAAAUGUGCAAACUGCUUAGAACAGUGCCAUGGUAGACAUGUAUAUGUCUGGUAGACAUAUGUAUAUAUUAAGUAUUGGUAUUUGGAGUUCCAGGUACUUUUCUCUUUGUCAGAAAUACUAAAAUACUACGGUAAGUAGAGAGUAGGCUUACAGUGACAGGAAAAGCCCUGGAAUAGGAGGAGUGGAAAGAGCUGGGUGUCCAGGGAGGAAGAGUUGGGACACAAAAUUGAGCUAUUGCUCUAUCCCUUUCUUGCUUUUUUAAAAUAGAAUUUUAAUCCAUAGAAAGGUCUGUUUAUGAGGCUAGGUAACGGGUGUAAACAUGACCAUGUCUCUCAUUUUAUAUUAAAAAAAUUUUAACUCCCCUGGACCCAUCUCCACCUUCAGCUCUUGCUCUUUUCUUUUUCCACAACCAAAUUUCUAGAAAACCUAAUCUAUACAUGUGCUUCUACUUCAUUCCCUGCCCAUCAUGGCAUUGUUACUUCUCUCCAUACUAAUUCACUGAACUUUCUAAGAUCACAUUAAUAGUUAUCAAAAUUCCCUGGACGUGUUUUAAUCUUUAUCGUCCUUACAUUCUACCUGUCCAGUACUUUUUUCCCUUUGUCUCAGUAACACUGCUCUCUUGGUUCUCUUAAUUCUCUGUCUGUUCCUUUUAAAUGUUUUUCCACGAGGGCUUCAUUCUCUGUUCUUCUCUGAAGUGUUUGUGUUCUCUAGACUUCUGCCCUUGACCCUCCUCUCCUCAACCUCUGUACCCGUCCUUGAAAACUUUUAUCAAUACCCACCACUUCAAUCACGAAUUAAACAUCCAUGCAACUUUUACUGCAUUAUAUACAUUUAGUUACUAGUUACACUUGUCAUAUUUUUCCGGAAUUUCAGACUUGGGUAUCCAAUGGCCAGUACAGUUUACCCUUGACAACCCUGUCAAGGGUUGAACUGCAAGGGUCCACUUUUACGUGAAUUUGUUUCAGUAUGACUGUAUGAUCCACAGUUGGUUGAAUCUGUGGAUGCAGAACCACAGAUACAGAGGACCAGAGCAUAAGCUGACAAAAUCUGAGGUGGGUCCUGGGACCAAUCUCCAGCAGAUACUGAGGGAUGACUGUAAAUGGUUUUAACCUUUUGGCAUUCUGGUGAAGCCUAAUGGACCUUUUCAGAGUAAUGUUUUUCAUGCAUGAAAUAAAACACAGGACUGCAAGUGAUUAGAUUCAAAUAUGAUUAUCAAAAUACUUAAAAACAUGUUAUGGAAAAGGAACUCACCCACUUUCCUUCUUAUGCCACUACCCCUCACUCCUUUAUAUCCAUUUAGUUAGCAAGAUCUCCAUUGAUGUACCCAAGUCUCCUUCUCUCACAUCUUUGCCCAUGUUGCAGUUUACAUCAUCAUCAUUUCUCAGCUGGCGUACUUGCAAUAAUCCUUUUU